AUGUAUAAUUAAAGAAUUUGGAACAAAGUAGACUAAUACAAAUCGAACCAUACAAAUGGACUACGUCUAAAGCUCUUAAAAUCAAGCAAGAAUACUCAUUUUGUCUAUGUACUAUGCACAGAAUAUAAUAUAGUGCUAUUUAAAGAUGCCGAUUACACGAAACCUUACAAAUAUUUACCAAUAAACUUUGAAUAUAAGUUUCAAGUUUUAAGAACUCCACCUUUACUUAUAAACCCGUCGCUUUCUGAUAAAAAAGGCGAAAAUGUUGUAUCUCUGGGAGAAAUACUUGCUAUAAGGUUCAUUCGGGAAGACGUUGAAAAGUGGAGUGAAUUUAGGGGAUCAGUGAGUGAUUUGGACUAAUUGAGACAGUUUUUAGGGUUAAAAAUGAACUAAAUCGGAUUCCAUUAGUAUUUCAAGGUGUACAAGAAAAUAGGGAAAGGGAGUUUCGCUUCGGUUUAUUUGGCUUAGAGAAUAGAGGAUGGAACAAAGAUGGCUGUGAAAGCGUUCUGCAAGAAUGCAGUUUAUAAGGAAGAGAACGGAAAGGAAGGGUUAAUUAAUGAAAUUCAAAUAAUGAGAAUUCUAGAUCAUCCAAACUUAAUGAAACUGUAUGAAGUUUAUGAAACCAAAAAUUCUAUCUAUAUGUGUUUGGAAUUACUAGAAGGAGAUCAAUUGUAUGGACUAUUCAAGACGAAAAGGUCAUUUACUGCUCAACAAAUACAUUCAAUUAUGAAAGGCUUGUUGGAAGGAUUGAAUUAUAUGCACAACAAGGGGAUAAUGCAUAGAGAUCUCAAACUAGAAAAUAUCCUAUUCAAGGAACCAGAUAAUUGCGAUUCCGUGGUGAUAGCUGAUUUUGGAUUGGCCACAAAGGUGGAUUAAAAGCCAUUUCUGUAUACCAAAUGUGGAACCCCUGGAUUUGUUGCUCCGGAAGUUAUCAAUUUGAAGGAUGACCAAUUGUCUUAUGGUUCCAUCUGUGACGUAUACUCCUUGGGAGUAAUCUUAUACAUCUUGUCUACCGGACAACCGGUGUUCAAGGGCAAGAGUUAUAAUACUAUUGUGAGGAGGAAUCGAGAAGCCAUUGUGGAUUUUCAAACUGAAAAACUUAGAUAAGUAUCCGAUAAUUAGAGAAGCUUAUUGAUUAAGAUGCUCCAGGCAGACCCAGAAUUAAGGAUCACUUCGAAAUAGGCAUUGAAGCACGAAUACUUUUGUGCUUAUUAUGAGGAGGAGUUCGCCUAGAUGUAUACUGAUGAUGAUCCACACUUGGGGGAAAUGCUUGUCAAGUUGAAUGCAGAAUAUAUUCGAUUAGAUAUGGAAAAGUUAAAAAGAACGAAUGAUGAGGAUGACAUUUGCAAGACUGAGGAUUUGAAGGUUGAUUAGAGUCAGGAAAAGAACGAUUUUCUUAAAAUCAUCAUGAGAACCCCAGUCAUCACUGGAAGAACCAAAUCUAUUGAAAGUAUAUUGUAUCUUUAUUUAGACUCUCCGCUCAAUGGAUUCCAGUCACCAAAUCUAGACCCGAACACUCAUCACAUCUAACAAAUUUAGACUAAGUGGAUGAACCCUUUCGUUUUAUAAAAUUGA
Messenger RNA from Paramecium tetraurelia, 1575 nucleotides. RefSeq lists its product as uncharacterized. Gene Ontology annotation, cellular component: cytoplasm; nucleus. Gene Ontology annotation, biological process: protein phosphorylation; mitotic DNA damage checkpoint signaling. NCBI's taxonomy places the organism in Eukaryota, Ciliophora, Oligohymenophorea, Peniculida, Parameciidae. Gene Ontology annotation, molecular function: protein serine/threonine kinase activity; ATP binding. The record is from RefSeq and is a predicted model, not a curated record. The transcript has 4 exons.